Messenger RNA from Schistosoma margrebowiei, 12408 nucleotides. The record is from the annotation of a GenBank genome assembly. NCBI's taxonomy places the organism in Eukaryota, Metazoa, Platyhelminthes, Trematoda, Strigeidida, Schistosomatidae.
GUUGUAAUCAGCGGUGAGAACAAAUUUGGCCUUGAACAGCUGCUAACUCGUAGAGAUGGUAUUUCGUAGAGAUGUUAAGUACCAGAUUGCUAAAAAAAUUUUGAAGAAUGUUCCAAAUGAUCACUUUCUCCCGCCGCCUUAUCAGGUGUGUAAAAAUGUUUCUUUAUUUACGUGGACUCAAAGUUUCACAACAAUGCUCAGGUUUAGGAUAGACUAACAUAUUACCUAAAGUUUUCAGCAGCAUCACCGUACAUCGAAAAUACCGGUCUCUCCUGUCGCUCAAGUAGUCAAGUAGCAUCUUCUUACAAGUCCGUCUGUGCUUCUGAACUUUCCAGUUCAUAAACUAUAUCAAUUCUUGACAUUAUUAUCUUUCUCUUGUUAACGUAAUUGUGGCUCAUCACUUAUUUCAUGUUGCUACAUUUAUUCUCGAUUAUGACUCUUAAAUCUUUUCGUUUAGGUGGUUUGAUAAUCUGAACUGUGAGCCUUUCACUUAAACACAUGUUAGUUUUGUGUGGUUUAAUUAUUCUCCAAAAGUGGGGCUUUGAGAACCUACAUAUCAAAGUAUGAAAGAAGCAAUGCUGAGACGUGCUCAUUAGAACUUUUUCUACUAAGAUUGAGAUUAAAAAUUAAAGCGUUUGUCGUAGACUAUAAAUCUACCACUAAUAUCGUAAUAACCUAACAGGCAAUCAAUAUAAAUGAUAUCCAUUUUUUCUACAAAUAUUAUAGUACAGACUUCUCAGUGACGUGUCUAUUUAUUUUAAAGGCUGUAGUGUGGGGAGCAAAUAUAUCGUUCAACACAUUAGUAAUCACUCGAUUUCAGGCUUGAGUACUGUGAUACCCGUCUCUAAAAAUAUGUAAUUUAAUAUCUUCUCUUCGUUGUCGAUAUCACGUUAAUGUAUUCCCGAUACGUUGAAUGUUCACGGCAAUACUUAGAGUGGUCUGUGAUUCUGUUUUUCCAGCGUCUAAUGUCCGUCAGUAAAUGAUGUUUUUAUCCAUAUAUUUUUAGUUACCAGUUAAACUUUGGAGCAGUGACUUAGAUUUUGAGACGUUAACAUACUAAAAACUACAUUUUGAUAAACACUUUACGUUGAAAACAAUUUUACUAUUUACAAAAACGGUCUGUACUGGUGAUCAGGUUACAUCUAGGUUUUUCCCCAUAAGCAUUCAAUCUAAAAAGGCUGUGAAGACAUUUAUUCAUGAUUAAAAUACCAUUUCCACCCAAUGUAAGCCAUGUUUUAAAGCCGAUUGCUAAAAAUUUCUUUUUCAAACAAUUUUUCAAAACAUUUCAUAUUAUUUUCGUCUGUCACUAUACUGACAUAUUUGAAAACUUGAUUCUUUUUACAUUUGUCGGUAGCAACACUAAUUCUGGGUGACUCGAAUUUGUUCUUACAAGAUUUCAAUUUUAAAAAGUGGAUUUCCUCUACAUUUUGUGUACAUGAAAAUCCUCACUUUUAGAUGAGAGUGGUCAUACUUCACAUUUUUCUGUUACAAUUGUACGUUAUGUAUUUUUAAUCAUGAUUUUAGGGCAGAAAGUAGUAGAACGUGUUAUUUUCGAAUUUGUAUUGAAAAAUGGAACAGUUAGCCCCCACACUUUCGGAAAAUGUGUAUAUUUCUGUUUGCUCAGUUUGCACAGAAUCAAUGAUUUCACACAUGUCAUAAUCCUUGUGGUUUUAAGAUAACGUCUGCUGUCCCAUUCACCAAUUAAGUACCUGUUUUUUUGUCUCAUUACUUCUUUUUGCACUACUUAUUAUAGCUAGACCUACUAGAUGCUGCCUACGAAAGAAAUACAAUUAUAUGCUCAUCAAAUGAACUGAACAAAAUGUUUUUCGUCGUAAAUCUAAUCCGCGAAAUGCGCUUCGACAAUCCGGGCAAGCAAGUAAUUUACUUCACUGAUGACGAUAAAAUGAAUUCAAUAGACAAUUUUUUUACCCACCAUACUGGAUUAUCUUGUUAUGGUUUCAAAUAUGAUGAACAAAACAACCAAAAGAAAGAUUUUGUGAAUUGGUUAACUUCUGUUGUACGGAAAUAUGAUAUUGUCCUAUUGUCACCUUGGCUGAUUCCGGUCAUCAUAAUGCUAUCCUCAGUUAGUUUUUUCUCAAAUUUUAUUCUCCAGGUAAGCUUUUUAAUUCCCUAUCAUAUCGGAAAAAUCAACACUGAAUUUUUCCGCUAAAGAUUAUUUAGCUAGAUAACCUUUAAAGUUUACACAAUGUGAUUAUCUUCAACUACCAAAUCUACAUUAAAACUUCCCAUCAGAACAGAUAUUAAAUUAGAACUCAUAGGUAUAUGUUGUGGCAGUUGUUUAUAUUAUUCGCAUUUGGAGCCUUCAAUCACAGGUUUUGGUUGUUUGAUAAAAAAUUAUCUAGGAAAUCCUCAGCUCUUGUAAGGACUCAUAUUAACAAUAAGAUAGGCUACAUAUAUUUGUACAACUGUUCUUAAAUGUAUUUAGUUCAACCUCAAGCAGCGUGGUACUUUAAAAAAGCCAUUCACUGUGAAUAGGCAAUAAUCGACAUAGUUAAUGAGUUUUUACAUUGUAAUUUCCUCAAACUCAAAUGUUGUACGAUUAGACGAAGUCUAGUAAGAUGAUAUUUUUUUAUAUUGAAGGGGUAUUUUAAUACUGAUAUUAAAGUCCUCAUAAACCCUAAACGUCAUUACUUAAAAUUUUUAUUAGUUGAUGAAUUUUUUUACUCGGUACUUCUUAAUAUGACCAGUUUUGUUUCGUGAAGAAUUAAUCUUAUCUCUCCAAAUCAUAGUCAAAAUUACCGUUGAAGUUGAUUUAAUAUAUCUGAAACAAUCUUAGGAAUAUCGAAUUACUAAAAAACUCAUUAAUACGAGUUUUGUGCCAUAAUUUUUUGUCUUUCAGUAUUCUUACCUCCUGGUAGUCGAUGAAUGUCAUAUGGUGUUAGAUUCAAGUCAUCCAUUAUCAAUAGUGUUUGGACCAAAUGGUCCGAUGCUUCAAAACACAGAAGACUUUGAACAAAUGGUUACCGAGCCAAAUAUGCGUGACUUUAAUGUAUCAGUAACCGGAAAAGUCAGAAUCUUAUGCUUUACAUCGGCCUUGUUACCCAGGGAAAUAACAGAUCCAGAAAAGGUAACCAAAAUCUAAAGACGUAGUCCUUAUAUUUUUUUCAAGUGUUUGUCUAGUCAAACCUAAAUGCGUUUUAUAGUCCCAUAUUUUUAUUUUCUUUGAAACUAUAGAUCGCGUCAUUCUGUAGGAAAAAACUGGUUAUAAAAUAAUAACCAAAGUAAUAUUCUAGUAAACAGUUUUGAGGAAAUUCUCCUUAUUAUAUAAGGCUGUGCGACAUCUGGCUUAAAUGACCAACCAUUUAUACAAUAUAUCGGAUUUUAAAUUUCAAAUACAAUACUUAUGUGUUUCACAAACUACCCAAGGUUGAAAAUGUCCCAGUCACCCAGAUCAAACUCUGUGAUAUUUAGGUUAUAUAUGUUUUCUUGGGUUUUAUUAAAUGUAUCAAGGGUUUAUACUUCUGUGAAGUUACACUGCAUAACAAAGUGGCCAUUAUUUCACACCUAAGUUUUAAAGUGCUUUUCUUUUGGUAUUAAACCAAGAUGAUUGUUGUUUUUGAGAGUUCCUCCCGAAAUCAUCUAUCGGAAUUACUGUAGACUUUAUUUAUUUAUUUGAACACAUAAAGAUUGGUAUAAAGGGGCACCGAUUACACAUGCGUCACACAAGUUCCUUGAUUUGUGUGUGGGCUAUGAUACUGCCCGAAUGCCCAAACCGAAGCAGGUGGUUUUCUUAGGGGGCCACACCCCGAGCCUUCGACCUAAAGAUCUGAUCCACAAGGCAGUGGAUCAACGUCAGGAGAUGCAGUCCCAUGGUAGCCGGUGACCAACGAUUGGUUCAUACGCCAUUUAUUCCCUCAGGAUACUGGAGCCCAUGUGUGGCAUUGAUUUGGAAUCAGGGUUUUCCAACUCCUCUUAGGAGAAUGCAAUGAGUAGAACUUCCCUGGCAUUGGUUGUAUACACGUGGCCAUUUGAGCAUUUUGAGAGGGAGAGCUGACUCUUCUUACUGUCGGCCGUACCACGGCAUUAGUGGGCAAAUGUAAUGUCGCCUAAACGUCAAAUUAGUUUUAUUGUGUUCACUUAUUAACGUAGCAUGUUUCUUGGUUUCCUAUUGUAUUAAGCUUUUCCUUAGUAUUACUAAUAAAGAACAAAGCAAUUCGUGUUAUGCAUACACUUUCCAUACUUUCCCAGAGAUUGGGAGGAUUUAUUUUCAUAUUAUCAAAAUAAAUAGAAUACAGCAAACAUGUGUAACAUUUAGUGUAUUCAUAAAUUAAUAGUGGUUUACUUUAGCUGUUAAAAAUUACAGUUCGACUCAAGUGAUGGUACGUAAACCAUCAGGCUAUAAUUAAUUUCCAAAUGUAUAAUUUGCAGUCUUAUGCUAUAUUUCUACGUAUAAUGAAGUUUGUAAAAUUCAAACAACAGUAAAUACAUGAUGUUCGGUCCUGAAGAUAGUCGCCAUCAUGGAAUAACUUCAGACGGAAAAUCAUUAAAAAUUGUCCAGUAUUAUGCAGCGGUUUUAUAUGUGCAUAAAACUAGUCACUUUCCAACGGUAUACCGAAUAAAAUAAAAACUUUUAGUACUUUCAUCAUUUAUGCUAAUUUUCACCGAAUCAACUGACUCAUCUUUCAAUUUUCGUUUAUUUACAAGCAGCACCUAACGCUAUUAUUGAGUGCUUAUCCUCAACCGCGAUUCACCACAAGACCUGAAAUUCUUAAAUUUAAUACACCAUAUUAGUCUGAGCUUUCACGUUUGUAAAAAGUCGUGAAGGAAAACAAAGACUAUUCAGUGUUACUUUGUUUUAAGUGGUCCUCUAGCUAGUCUCAGUUCGCAGUUGAAGUUUUCCUCAAUCCAAGCAGACCCUCGUAUACUAAUUAAUUCAAAUUUUUUCUGAAUUGCUGGUAAAUUUGUACGAUUUAAUGUAUAAGUAAUACCAGUCUCUCUAUCUUUAUUUUUCAAAAGGCACGAUUACGCUUGCAAACACUUGAAAAAAGAACUAGUUGUCAACUUGAAACUGCUUCAGAGUUAUUAACUAUGCUUUCACUAGGUGCGAGACCCCAAGAACGUGUUAUAUUGUGUUCCAAAUCGUCCUCAACUGCUGCAAUACCUUUCCAUCAGUUUAUGUUAGGAAUCUUUCGAGAGAUUAAAGAAUUCAUCAUCGAUAUAGAAUCCAAUCUAUCUUUUACAAAGAGUUCAUUAAUAGGUGAUUCUACAUCUGUGGUUAUUAAUUCUGGAGGUUUUCGUGUUUGUGUACUUGACUAUUGUAAACGUGCUAUAUCUCAGUGCGAAGAAAUAUUAAAUGAAUUAGGCUUAUGGUGUGCUGCACAAAUUGUUCGGGUAUUUGCUAAACACCUAAUUGCAUUAGACCGACAACGUAGUGAAGUUUUUAAAAACUGUGAACCGGUGAAUAAUGAAAAACAAAAAGAAGAUAAAGAACAAAAUUCAUCUACUUGUAGAUCAUCAUCAUACAAAGCAGACGUACUUAAAGAUACUGAAUAUUCAAUUACUAUACCUAAAAUAAAUGAUACUGAAAAUCGUAUAUCUUAUCUUUUACGUCAUACUGUAACACAGAUGUGUUUUCUUAGUCGUUUAUUUCAAAUGGAAUUCGAUUCGAUAUUAACGUUGGAAGAAUUUCGACGUAUGAUAUCGCCUAAGGUAUUAAACCUUAUUGAACAACUGAAAUUGUACAAACCAAGUAUGAAUUUUCGUAUAGAAGUAGCUGAAUUGCCUACUACUAAAAACUCACCGAUAAUUACCACAAACAAAAAAUAUCGAAAGGGUGGAAGUCGACAACGUGGUGGUCGUUGUCAAACAUCCAAAAUGUCAAAUUCAUCUUCAUUGUCGUCAAUGGGUUUCAUCUCAUGUGAUGUAGAUUCAUUGUCCGAUAGUAUGUCAGAUACAAUGAGUAGUUUAUCAGACGAUGAUGAUGAUACACGAAGUGUUCGUAGUUUAAAUUCUACGAAAUCUCGCCUUUCUACGCAAUCCAUGAAAAAUUUGAAUUCAUCAUCCAAAAGUCGUAAACGUAAAAAUAGAUCGAACUCUUUAAUUAAUUCGUUCAAUUUACACGAUCUUCAUUUUGUUCCCGCAUCUACACUAAACAAUGGCGGUAUUAGACCAGAUGUUGAUCCUUCCACAUUAGUUUAUCGUGCUGUUUUGAAUACUGAUAAUCGACACAAUAAAAAUUAUAAUCGUUCAAAAUUCACAGACCAAGAAUCAUCUGAUAUGACUGCUUCUACAAACAAUAAUAACGAUAUCUCAUUUAAUCGUCUCUGUGGUUUAAUAUUAGUCCCAUGUCAAUUCUCAGCUUAUGCAUUAUCUCGUUUGAUUGAUGAAUUAUGUAUAUGGGAUGUUGAUUUGUAUUUUAUUAAAAUUGGUCAUUUAUUCUGUCGUCAAACUUUAUUAAAAGAGGAUAAUGAUUUGUCAACAACAACAAAUCAAACAUUGAAUAAAACAAAACAUGGUGCAAAUUUUAAUUCAUAUAAAACACUUGUAAAAUUUAGUAAUGAACCUGUGAAUAAUAAUGAUUCUUCAACCAAUAAUAAUAAUAAUAGUAAUUGUCGUAAUCCAUUCUCUGUUAGUCAAGAAGAAACAAUAACUAAUUUUCGUCGUGGUGCUAUCAAUUUACUAGUAGCUACUCAGGCAGCAAUUUCAACUGUAACCACCAGUGGCACUGAAUUGCCACGUUGUAAUUUAGUUAUUGCAUUACGUUUACCGAAUAGUUUAGCUGAAUACUUGUCCAGUAAAGCCAGAUCAAGAUUGGUUAAUUAUGGUGCAAAGGUUAUUUAUCUUAUGGAUCACGAUUCUAUUGAAAAGAUUAAUAAUAAUAAUAAUAAUAAUAAUAAUAAUAAUAAUAAUAAUAAUAAUAAUAAUAAUAAUAAUAAUGCAAAUAAAGAGUCAAAUUUAAAUGGUAAACAAAACAGGACAAAACAAAAAGAUAAUCUUUCUGCUGUUGAUUCAAUGUAUAGUAAUCAUAUAAAUGAUCAAUUUUUGGGCAAUUUUCAACAACUUGAACAAUUGUUACUUCAACGAUGUAGAGGUUAUGAUGUCUUUGCAGAUGAACAUGCAGUUGAUCCAACGGUAGUUGACAAAAUUCUACCGCCAAUUUUUCCUCGUGGCCCACGUGGUCCAAAAUUCUGCUUAUCGAAAGCAAUCAAUGUGAUCAAUCAAUACUGUGCUCGUCUUCCUAGUGAUUAUAUAACAAAUUUAACUCCGAAAUGGUAUUGGAAAAUAUUUCCCCAACCUCAAGGUUUCACUCCUUCAUUAACUGGUCCAGGAUCAACCUGUGGUUCACUUAAAGAUUUACAACCUAAUGGAACGUUUAAUUUAUAUCAAUGUGUUUUACGACUACCAAUCAAUAGUUCAGUAAAAGAGACAAUAGUUGGUGAACCAAUGGUGUGUAAGAAACUAGCCAAAUAUUCAGCUGCCUUCAAUGCUAUUCACCUUUUAUACUUAAGUGGUGAAAUGGAUUCUAAAUGGGAAUUAAUUAAUCGUGAAAUUAAUCCUAUGCAUCAUUUAACAAGCGAAAGUUAUGAUAAUUUGAAAUUAUCUUCUCAACACUCUCCAAUGAAAUGCAAAUCAUUUUCCCCUUUAAACGAUUCCGAAUCAGAUUAUGGGGAUUAUGCAUCGUCAAUUGGUUUUUGUGAAUCAGCCGAUGAUGAAGAAGGUGAAAUAAAGUCGAACAUACAAAAUUCUGUUAAACGAAGACAAUAUUAUUAUCGUAAAUUCCCUACUCAAAUGUCCAAUUGUUUACCUCAACCUAAUGAACCUUCGUCAAGUUAUCUUUAUUACAUUGAUAUGCGUUUGGUUAAACCGUUUGCAGAACAACAAUAUUUACGCGGUCGUGUAUGUCAUCAUCCUGAAGAUGAACCGAUAGGCUUUGGUUUACUCACUACCAAACCACUACAUCAUAUACCUAUAUUUCCAAUAUUUAGUAGAUCUGGUGAAGAAAAAAUUCGUUUUAUUGAAUUAUGGUCACCAAAAUCUAAUUAUCAAUUCAAUGAUCAAUAUUUACCUAUUCAAAGUCCUAUUUUAACACAAGAACAAAUUGAUCAACUCAUUAAAUUUCAUCGUAUACUAUUCCAGGAAGUACUACGUUUUGAAAAAGAUUCCGUUCUGGAGUUUAAUUUUCAUAAAGCCUAUUUACAAGUCCUUGUGGUACCCACUAGGCGAGAUACAUGUUCAAUUGAUUGGGAUUUCAUUAAUUUAGUGCUUACAUCAUCUUGUGAUAAAUCUACAUGUCAUCUAUUACCACGUAGAAUGAAUGAAAUAUCUGAAGAAGAAUGGAAAGAGCACACUGAUCAAAUUAAAUUACAAGCUGGUGUUGUUACUAGUAAUGGAUCAGGUAAAACAUUUAACAUUAGCAACACCCAUCAUCAUCAUAAUCGAACACUUGGUGGUGACAGUGUUGCAUCAAUCCUAGUGAAUCGUUUACAAAAGUCAGGUAUUGUUGAGUCAAAUCCAGUUAAUAAUAAACCGGGUAUAUUUGAAUUUCGUAUGGAAGAAUUCAUCAACGCUGUGGUUACACCUGGUUAUCGAAAUUUAGAUCAACCGCAAUAUUAUUAUGUUUCAAUAAUAAGAAAUGAUAUGAGUCCGCUAUCACCAUUUCCAUCGGAUAAGUUUCGUAAUUUCGCUGCAUACUAUAUUAACAAAUAUAAUGCUUUAAUUACAACAAAUAAUCAACCAUUGUUGGAUGUUGAUUUGACAGUAUUGCGAUUGAAUUUAUUAAUACCACGUUAUAUGAAUAUAUAUGGACAUAAUAAUACUAAUGCUAGUAAUAAUAAUAAUGGUGAUACUAAUCAUUCCAAAUCUUCUAAUAAUGUUUAUACACACAAACAACACUAUUGUCAACAACAAAAUCAUGAUGAUCAUCAGGGUGAAGAUCUUGCAAAUAAACAAUUAUUAGUUCCUGAAUUAUGUUUUCGACAUUCAUUUCCUGCCUCAGUAUGGCGUAAAGCUGUAUGUAUCCCAAGUAUUUUAUAUCGUUUGGAACACUUAUUAUUAGCUGAAGAAUUACGUCAUCGUAUUGCUUGUGAAACGAAUUUAGGCUGUGCAUAUUUACCAGAAUGUGAUAAAAUCUUGAAAGAUGACUUUAUCAAUUUGUCUUCACAUUACAACAAGAAUGGUGAUGACAAUGAUCCUGAUAAUACUUCCUGUUUAUUUGAUUCAUUAAAUAUUCACCUGCCUAUUACACCAGAUCAUGUUGUCGUAAAUAAUGGAUCGACCAGUAGAUCUAAUACUUAUAAUAAUAAUAAUAAUAAUGAGCAAAAAUCUACAAGAGGGAAUUCGAAAUUUCUGGGUAGUGGCAGUGGCAAAAGUCGUGGUGGUCGGCGAAAACAAAAUUGUCGUAAUAUGAAAAGAGCUAAAAACCACAAUGUUAUCGGUACCAUCAAUAAGGUGAAUGCAAUUGAAAAUGAUCAGUCAGAUACAUGUAAAUUAAACAAGAAAAUGUCUACAAUUGAAUUGAACGAAAACAAUAAAACUGAAUCAUCAUACUAUACAAUGUCUAAUAGUAAUACAUCUACUGAUCAAAUAAACAAUGAACAAAAUAAUGUAAGCAUUUCAAGUGACAAUGAAAAUAAUGAUAUUUGUGAUGAUGAUCAUGGUGACGAUGAUGAAGAUCAUCGCAAUUCUAUCGAUGCUGAAAUCAAAGAAAAUCAUGAUAGCAGUAAUGACAAUCUCGUUGUUGUUAAUGAUGAUGAUGGUGAUAAUGAAUUAUUAUCUGAAAAACCGACUAUUUUAAAACUUCAUGCUACUUCAGCAUCAAUGGUUCAUAACAAUAAACAUCGUCACCCGUCGACAAUGCAUAAAUCUAUGAUAAACAGUACUACCACAGCGUUAUCAUCAUCAUUAUCAUACGAUCAUUUCAGUUUAUCAAAUGGAAAUUUAGAAUCACUGUUACAACAAACGAAGGUUAUUGAGUUAAAUGCAAAUGAUGCUAAUCCGUUAAAUAAUAGUGAGGAUGAAGAUGAACUCAGGGUUGUUGAAAAUUUUAUUAAUAUGGAUAAAGAAUACUUGGACACUGAUUCGGAUACCGAGAGUGUAGACAGUUUUGAAGGGAAUGUUUAUUUCUUUCCACCUGAAGAUGAUAAUGACUAUUAUAAUGGUUUCAGUGAAUUCGAUAUUUCAAGACAAUUAGAUCUAGAAAAACCUUCAAACAACAUUCGUAAACGUGCUUAUCAACCUGGACCUACAACUAUUUUACAGGCUUUGACAAUGUCAUGUUCCAAUGACUUCAUUAAUCUAGAACGUAUGGAAACAAUCGGUGAUAGUUUUUUGAAAUUUGUCGUCACGGUACAUCUCUAUCUUACCUAUCCGGAAGCACAUGAAGGAAAAUUAAGUCAUUUACGUAGUCGAAUUGUUUGUAAUUCCAAUUUAUAUCGUUUAGGUAAAGCUAAAGAUUUACAAAAUCGAAUGAUUGGUUGUAAAUUUGAACCACAUGAAAAUUGGAUACCGCCUGGAUAUUAUGUACGUCAAGAUAAACGUCUUAAUAAUGAAAUAAUUAAAAAAUCUGAAUCUAAUCGUAAUUUAAUAAUUUGGUCAACGGAUACUUUAAUGGAUGAUGAAGUUCUACGAAAUAUUGAUUUUAUUGAUGAAAAUAAAAUUAAACCUAUUGAAAAUUUUCCAAUUUCUGAAUGGGAUCCAAAUGAUCCAAAAGUGUUACAUGCACAACAUUUAAAUAAUCAGUAUUUAAUUGCUAUACAACAAGCUAUACCAGAUAAGUCAAUAGCAGAUUGUGUUGAAGCAUUAAUCGGUUGUUAUUUAACAACUCGUGGAGAACGCUCUGCUCUACGUUUAAUGCAAUGGUUUGGAAUCGAUUGUCUUCAGAAAUCAGAUAAUAGUCAACCAGUUGCUGGAGCUCCAUGGCCUUUACCAAAAUCUAACUAUUUAAAUACCGAUGAAAAUAGAGCAAAUUUAAAUGAAGCACGUUUAGUUUGGAGAUUUGAUGAAUUGGAAUCUGCAUUAAAUUAUACUUUUAAGGAUCCUAGUCUAUUGAUUCAGGCUUUCACACAUCCAUCUUAUCAUCAACUACGUGUUUUAUCAACAUCCAAUGCUCUAUUUGAUCAAUCCAAAUUAAUGUUUCCAACUGAUUUAGAUUGUUAUCAACGUUUAGAAUUUUUAGGUGAUGCUGUAUUAGACUAUGUAAUAACAAGAUUUCUAUAUGAAGAUUCUAAACAACAUUCACCUGGUGUAUUAACUGAUUUAAGAUCAGCUUUAGUAAAUAAUAAUAUAUUUGCUGCAUUAGCUGUACGAAUUGGUUUACAUAAAUAUUUUCGUGCUUCAUCACCACAACUAUUGCAUACAAUCGAUGUAUUUGUACGUUAUCAAAAAGAUGUAGCUAAAGAUGAUUUAGAUUUUAUUACAAAUGAAGAAAUUGAAGUUCGACAACCUGAAUUGGUUGAUACAUUUAUUGAAGAAACUAUAAAUAAUUUAACAAGUUCCAACUUAUCUUCUUCAAAUUCUUACCCCAUUAUGAAAACAUCAAUGACGAUGAAAAAUCAGAAUACACCAUCUGUUACCAACACCAGUAAACAACAUUGUCAAACUCAUGUUCAUGGUGAUGUUACUGAAGAAGCAGGAGGAGUAAAAGAAAAAGACAAUGAUAAUGAUGAUGAUGAAGAAGACGAUUUAGAUAAUGAUGAUGAAGAAGAGAAACAUGCGUCAUUAUUAAAUCACGCUAAAGAAUGUGAAUCCAAAUGGCAAGAGAAAGAUACUCAAGAAUUAACUGGUUUAUUUGUUCAAAAUUCUUGUGAAAAUCAAAACUCAAAACCUCAACACCAAACAUACGAGCAACAUCUGUCGAAAUCAAGUAACAAUAACAAUGCCAACAACACAAUUCCUACCAACACCGGUCACUUGACAACUAAUCGACUAUCAGAUGAUGUAGAAAUUCCUAAAGCAUUAAGUGAUAUAUUUGAAUCUUUAGCUGGUGCAGUAUUUCUUGAUUCGAAUUUCAGUUUGGAUACUGUUUGGCAAAUAUUCUAUCCGAUUAUGAAAGAACGUAUUGAACGAUAUACUGCUUGUAUCCCGAAAUCACCAGUUAGACAAUUAUUAGAACUGGAACCGGAAGGAACGAAAUUCGAGCGGGCUCGACGAAUGGUGGACGGAAGAAUUUCAGUUUGUGCCCAUGUAUUAGGCAAAGGUCGAUUUUAUGGUGUUGGACGAAAUUAUCGAUUGGCCAAAAGCUUAGCUGCUAAACGUGCUUUAAGAGUACUGCGUAGAUUAAAUCAGCCGUCUCAAACCACACCGGUAACUGCUAAUGGAGACUAACAUCAAAAAUCAUGUCCUAUUUAAAUAAGAUGAAACUGUUUCUAGUGAAUAUUUUCUCACGUUAAUGUAUAUUUUAACAUUCCUUGUAUAUGUUUUAUUGAAAUAUCAUUGAAACUGACAAGCUAA